GGCGCAAGUUGAGAGUUCAGCAGCGUCGUGGGGGAACAGACGGUAAUCUCUGACCUGAACCCUCGACGAGACACGCCUUCUAUUCAUACAAUCUGCCAUUCUCUCCCUUUCGCAUCCCUUUGCAAGACCUCUCUCCCUCUUUCUCACCACAUACCGGCUGAUCCGGUGAGUUGCUCCAGCCAUGAAGAAAGCAUUACACAAGCUCGUGCCCGGCCACCACCGCCGGAGCACCAGCGCCAGCGGCAACUACAGCAACUCGGACAGCGGCACUCCCACAUCUGCCAGUAGAGCCAGUACAGACAUGUCGGAGCGCCCUCGCCAGUCAAUGGACAUGGUCUCUCGCCCCAGCGAUAAGUCUCGUUUUGCAUCACCAAGAAACUCUGGUUCUAUCGACACUCGCAAGUCCCUUGAUGUCAGCCGUGCCUCGACUGAUCUGAGCCAUCGCCGCCAAUCUCGUUCUACUUCCCACCACAGAGCCACACACAGUCCAUUGGGCGCUUUCAGACACAAGCUCCGUCGCGGUUCUUCAUCCUCUUCGUCCAACGAUGGUCGUCCCCUGAACGCCGCUGGCGAGCCCAUGUCUAAGGCACAGCUGCGUAAGCGCGACAGACAACUGAGGAAAGAGCAAAGACACAAGAAGGCUGAGGAGCACGCUGCUGCUGACCGCAAGUUGCAACAACAAACACAGGCACGUGCCGAAGCUGAGGAGACUGGUGACAUGAAGAGCAAGUAUGGCAUCUUGCCUCUGAACUACUACGCUCCCGCCCAGCCUCCGAACGAGAAGAGAGUGAGCUUCCUCGACCUGUCCGAGAGAGAUGUUGGUCAGUGGGUCACUUUCCGUGCUCGUGUUCACAUGAUCCGCCAGAUCAGCAGCCGACGUGUCUUUAUCGCCCUGCGCCAACAGACCGCCUCUAUGCAGGGUGUCCUUCAUGAGCACGCUGGCGUCUCGCUUGGGAUGGUGUACUGGGCCAAGCAUCUCAAACUCGAGUCUGUUGUUCGCGUGCGCGCCGUGGUCCAAGAGCCCAAGGCCAAGCAAGGCAAGAUUACAGGCUGCUCCAUUGGCAACCUCGAACUCUCCAUCCACGAGUUGCACGUUGAAGGCUCCAGGACUGCUCCUCUGCCAUUCAACGUGGCCGAAGCAGAAGUCACCCGCGAGAUGGCCGAGGCCACCAAGAACGCUCGUCACCACGUCUCUGACCGUACUCGUCUCGCCAACCGCAUCAUCGACCUCCGCACAAACACUUCGCAGAGCAUCUUCCGUGUUCAGUCUGGUGUCUCGUCCUUCUUCCGCGAGUACCUCCGCGGUCAAGGCUUCAUCGAGAUCCACACUCCAAAACUUCAAGGUGGUGCCACAGAGUCAGGUGCUAGUGUCUUCAAGGUCGAUUACUUUGGCAGACCUGCUUUCCUGGCUCAGUCGCCUCAAUUGGCCAAGCAGAUGUGUAUCUCGGCCGACUUUGGCAAGGUCUUCGAGAUUGGUGCCGUCUUCCGUGCUGAGAACAGUAAUACACACAGACACAUGACCGAGUACACCGGUCUUGAUUUGGAAAUGGCCAUCGACGAGCACUACCACGAGGUUCUCCGCACACUUGACGGACUCUUCAAGUUCAUGUUCAAGAAGGUCUACGAGAACUACCGUCACGAGAUCGACACAUUGAAGACGCACUUCCCUCACGAGGAUCUGGUCUGGCUCGACAAAACCCCCAUCAUUCCCUUCGCCGAAGGUAUUCGCCUGCUCAACGAGUCUGGCUGGAGAGACGAUAACGGUAACCCUCUGCCCGAAGACGAGGAUCUUGGCACCCGCGACGAGAUCCAGCUUGGUAAGGUGAUCAAGCAAGUUUACGGCACAGAUUACUAUGUCCUCGACAAGUUCCCUGCCGGUGCCAGACCUUUCUACGCCAUGCCCGACCCCGAAAACUCAAAGAUUACAAACUCGUUCGAUAUUUUCCUCCGUGGUCAAGAGAUUCUUUCCGGUGGUCAGCGUAUUCACGACGUGAAGAUGCUGACCAAGCAAAUGGAGCGUCUGAAGAUGGACCCCGAGACACUAGACGAGUACAUGCAAGGAUUCGCCUGGGGAGCUCCUCCUCACGGUGGUGGUGGUAUUGGUCUCGAGCGUAUGCUUAUGUUGUUGCUCUCGCUUGGCGACAUUCGUCAUGCAACUCUCUUCCCUCGUGAUCCCAAGUCACUCCCCGCAAAGCCCGUCAUCAAGCAACUCAGACAUCCCGAAGCCAGCACCCUGCACCCUCCAUGGGAAGGCCAGGACCGUCACUCCGCUGGAAUGGAGCUUCCCUCUGUCGAAAUGCUCAUCGCCAACUACGGAGACGCCUCCAACACAUCUUGGCUCGAGCCUCGUACCGAGAUCUGGAGAGACGACGCCACCGGUGCCGCUGUCGGUUUCGUGCCUCACCAAGGAUACGCCAUCACCGUUGGUGAUCCUCUGUGUCACAAGAGCCAGUACGCUCGCACUAUCGCCGGUUACCUGCACUACAUCAAGAAAGAGCGUGGAAUCAAGCCACUGUGGCUCCUUUGUGGUGGUGAUGUCGAGGAAGUUCUCUCAUCACACCAAUUCGACUGGCGCACAUUCUCCGUCGCCGCUGAGCAACGUCUGGACCCUGGUAACAACCCGGCCGUCCAUGACCACGAUAUCCAACGUAAGAUCCGUCACGCAAGCAAGGAAGGUGUCAAAGUGCACGAUUACCCCCUGGGCACACCAGUGCCGGCCGAACUCAAGCAAAAGAUUGAUGCACGCAUCAAGGACUGGUUGGCAAACCGCAAGGGCAAGCAGGUGCAUCUUACAGACAUCCACCCUUGGCAAGACGAGGAACAUCGUCAAUACCACUACACCACCGACAAGGACGGCAAGAUUGCCGGUUUCGUUAUCAUGGCUCAACUGUCGCCCGACCACGGCUGGCAGGUCAAGUUCUCGCUUGAUUUCCCUGGUGCACCUUCAGGUGCCAUCGAGUUGCUCGUCAUGCACGCACUUUCGCAGGUCGCGGCUGGUGGUGCCACUUCGGUCACCUUCGGUGGUGGUGCCAGUUCCAAGCUGACGCCCGGUCACAACCUCAAGGGCACUCGCAUCAAGGUCUUGAGCAAGGCCUACCACGCUAUCGCCACCGAGCUCAAGCUCACCGCCAAGUCAGAAUUCAGAGAGAAGCUCGGCGCCCAAGAUGACCCCAUCUACGUAUGCUACCCGCCGCACGGUCUUGGUCCUGGAGGUGUCAAGGCCAUCUUGACCUUCUUCGAGGACACGGAUGACGGCAAUCAAUAGAAAGGACGCCGGCGACGAAGACGUGGGCGAUGGACACACGUCCUGUUUUCCUUUCUCUUUUGAUUUUACAUGGACAUUUGUACAGACGGAGAAGCCUCUCGAAUAUUUGGACAUGACAUGGCUAGUAAUAGCCAAACAGCAGCGAUACCACCUUUCUUCUUUUUCUUCAUCUCAUUGUUGUCAAACCCCCCUUGU
Messenger RNA from Aureobasidium subglaciale EXF-2481, 3460 nucleotides. RefSeq lists its product as uncharacterized. Bases 182 to 3265 code for a protein of 1027 amino acids. Gene Ontology annotation, molecular function: RNA binding; ATP binding; aspartate-tRNA ligase activity. Gene Ontology annotation, cellular component: cytoplasm; aminoacyl-tRNA synthetase multienzyme complex; cytosol. Gene Ontology annotation, biological process: aspartyl-tRNA aminoacylation. The transcript has a single exon. Lineage: Eukaryota; Fungi; Ascomycota; Dothideomycetes; Dothideales; Saccotheciaceae. The record is from RefSeq and is a predicted model, not a curated record.